GGAAACGGUUAUGAAGGGCUGUUGUUGCAACUCCUGACACCGUUGUUUAGCUUUUUGGUUUAGUUUGUCACCAGAGGGAAAUUAUUUCAGUGACACCUGUUUUAAUUUAACGCGGUAGGACUGACUGGCUCUCAUUUGUGUGGACUUACGAUAAAGAUGAAAUGUUCCCAUCAUCGGCUGAAAAUUCCGGGAAAUGCUGCAGUCAGCCAUUAUUUGGGUCGUUUGCAUCCUCCGAGUCCUUUGAGACCAGUGGCUCUGACAGAUAUGGUGCCUAUGAAUCUAUUGGACUUGGGACCUUGAGUGCUGAAGAUUCAGACAGCGUUUUUGAUAAUUCUAAUGGAGGAUACAGUGACACCUGUUCAUCCACUUGGGCUGCAGACAUGUUAGGCUUGGACAGACCUUUUGCCAUGUCUUCCCAGAGGUCCAGGUCCCCAUUCUCGGACAGUGGAAGAGAGAGUCAAUACUCCACAUCCAAUCUGUCUGAUUCCUCCAGCCUGUACUCGCCCUCACACUCAUGCCCAGCGCCUAUUGGCUCUCGGGGCAGAGACAUGCACCCAUACGGGCAGAGAAACUACCGGGGCAGAGGUGCUGUCGUACAUGAGGCCAAAGGACAAAGUGUUGGGUGCACUAGUGAAAACCCGUCUAUUUGGAUAGAGAGAUAUUGUUCAGCAUCACCUACUCUAGUGUUUCGAGGGACCAAGAGAAAGAUGAUGGAACCAGUGCCUCCUUGCACACUAGUCAAAAAAAAGAGGAUAGUCAGAACAGCUCCCAGUAGAAGCAACGUUGUGGGACCACACAUUUUAGAGGACAGUUGUCUGUCUUCUGAUGCCAAGGAAAUAAAUGGAGAGCACGAGCUUGGUAAGAAAGUUCGAGCCAGAGAGAAGCGCAGAAGACGACGAGAGAAGAAUCAUGAAAAAUACGGAGACAAGCACAGAUGGGCUUUUACAUGUGCUUUUUGUAAAUUCCACACAUUUGAAGACAAAGACAUUGAGAAACACUUUGGAAGCACAUAUCACAGAGAGACUCUUGACUAUAUAAGACGGCAAGCCAAAUUUGAUGACAAAGUCAUCAGCUUUUUGCAUGACUGCAUGGUUAACAAGUUUCAUAAAACUGUCUCCAAUCUACACAAACUAAAGUUUUCUUUUGGACGCAGCAAAGAUGAGUGGGCAAAAAUAAUGGAAGGGGUGACUGAAGAUGAUUACAUGAGAAGAAUGGAGGUGGUUUACUGUGUUGCGUGUGAUGUUCACAUUCCGGCUUUCAGUUCUGUACAGCAACAUCUUCAUUCACUCACCCACCUCAAAAGCAAAGUGGCCUACAAGGAGCAGUUAAAAAGAGAAAGUGUGGCCACAGCCAAAGCCAUAAUAAAUAACGAUGAUGUGAAGGAGCGCUAUGAGAAGUACAUGAAGGGAGAAGACCCGUUCGCAACUGACACAAGUUUGGAUUCUCAUGAUGCCAAUAGAUCUGAUGAGGCGGAGGAAGACGAAGAAGAAAAUAGUGACUCAUAAUAAUAAUAAUGGACACUAGGAGUAUUGGUUGGAGAAGAAUAAAGAAAAGAGAGAAAGACUCUUUCUAAAGUAAUUUCUUGUUUUGCAACUUCAAAUGCUCAGGCAUCUGUAGAUUUCAGAUGAUCUCGCAAGGUAACAGGCCUGAGAUAAAUUUUUCAUAAUUUAGAGUUGAUAAUUCAGUCCACAUUGAUUCACACUUAUAAGUGCAGGUCAGUUUUCCUCUGCUAAAGUGUUGGCAUUUUCCUUUUUUAUAUAUUAAAUUGUACUUUUCACAGUGUAGUUGGAGAUGAAUUCUGUCUGCCCGAGUGUCUGAGUGUGGGCUUGAAGUAAGUUAUUUUGCCACUGUUCUGAAUGCCAUUAAACUUUAUAGUAUGA
Molecule: messenger RNA, 1880 nt
Organism: Danio aesculapii
Lineage: Eukaryota; Metazoa; Chordata; Actinopteri; Cypriniformes; Danionidae
Gene: znf326
Product: zinc finger protein 326
Biological process (GO): regulation of DNA-templated transcription elongation
Cellular component (GO): nucleus; DBIRD complex
Molecular function (GO): DNA binding
Source: RefSeq, a predicted model, not a curated record